CAGAAAGUGUCAAACAGAAGAGGGAUGUAAAAAUGACCGAAGCGGUCGACACAAACUCACUUAACCACUCGUCUGGAGCCGGUAGAUGCAGCUCGCCCAGUCCGCUAAAUGGGACCAGUAGUUUACGUCGGCGUCGUGGAACCUCUUGCUCUUGUUAAGUUGUUAAAAAUCGUUUCGAGUCACUUUGGAAGUGGCGACGUUGACGAGCUAGGUUGCUAAACCGGCGGUGCUAGCGGUAGCUACCUCGCUGGUUCCGGUUCUGUAUUUGCUUCAAGUGAGCCUCGGCUAGGAAAAGGGCUGCAGACGGAAGAGGAACAUGUCCCGGAGACGGCUGGACAGUCGGAGCGGACUUUCCGCGGGGCUCCUCGGAGAAAUCCUGACCCCCAUCAGCCCGGAGCCGCUGGAAAGUGUGUACGAAAUCACCGGGGAACUGGGGAGGGGUAAAUUUGCAGUGGUGAAGCGCUGCGUGGAGAAGGCCACCGGGAAAGUCUUUGCCGCCAAGUUCCUGAGAAAACGCCGGCGGGGUCGCGAUUGCCGGGCGGAGAUCAUUCAUGAGAUGGCGGUGCUGGAAGCUGUGCACCACAGCCACCGCGUGGUCAACCUGCACGCCGCACACGAGACGGACCAUGAUGUCGUGCUUCUCCUGGAAUACGCUGCAGGAGGAGAAAUAUUUGACCACUGCGUUUCUGACGAGCUGCUGCCGGAACCUCAGAUCACUCGACUGAUCCGACAGACUCUGGAGGGAGUUCAGCACCUUCACCAGAGCAGUCUGGUCCACCUCGAUCUCAAGCCUCAGAACAUCCUCCUCACUGGCCUCAGUCCACUGGGAGACAUCAAGAUCGUGGACUUUGGUUUGGCCCGCAGGCUCGGUGCCGUUGGUGAGCUCAGGGAGAUCCUGGGCACGCCUGAAUAUGUCGCUCCGGAGAUCCUCAACUACGAGCCAAUCACCACGGCAACCGACCUCUGGAGCGUCGGCGUCAUCGCCUACAUGCUGGUGACGGGCGAGUCUCCGUUCGCCGGCGAUGACAAGCAGGAGACGUACCUGAACGUGUCGCAGGUCAACGUGGACUUCAGCCGGGACUCCUUCGCCAGAGUGUCGGAGCUGGCGGUCGACUUCAUCCGCAAGCUGCUGGUCAAAGCACCUGAGGAUCGUCCGACAGCAGCCGAGUGUCUGUGUCAUCCAUGGCUGAGUCAGCAGCUGCAUCCCUGCCUGAGUCCCGACCCGGUCCACACCACAGCCAGAAUCCGGAUCAGCGGCAUCAAGUGGGCCGCUCCGCCGGAAGACCCGGAGGACAAGGAGAACUUCCUGGAGUCUCCUCACACUCACGCCAAGAGGUUUCGCUUCGACGAGGAGACGACUGUGGACUCAGACCUGUGAGGCGUCAGCUUUUUAAGUUCUUUCAAGCUCAGCAGCACCAGCAGCACCCCGACCCCACGUCCCCCCCCUCAACCUCUCAGACCAAAGAGACGCAGCUCCUGGGGCCCUCCUGCUGAGGGCUCUCUUGAUCUUCAGGUAGUUUCAGUUUCCGUAGUUCUAUGCAGCACUUGUCGUGUCACCAGAACCCGAGUCCUGCCUUAAAUCUGAGCGGUUCUGCUGAUAAGUUGCACUUCUGCAGUUCCCUUAACACUUGGUGUUUCCUUCCGAUCACCCACCCAUUCUCAUGAAUGAGAAUCCUCAGUGUAAACUUGUGUGUAUCGAUCUGGACAUUGAGUUAUACAUUGUUUAUGUCGGCCAUCUUGGCUCAACUCCCAGCCAUGACAGCUCUGGUGUCUUGUUCCAGUCUGAGGUGGCUAGUUUAUCUUUGUAAUGACCCGAGUGAGUUUUCUCCUACCGAAGCAUUCGGGUCGUUUCUGCAUUUCUACUUGAAAAGAUGAUCUUGUUUAUUUGGCUAUAAAAUUAGCUCGAGUUUUUAGAUUUGAUGAGUUUUAACGUAUCCGAAACCUUGCGAUCGCCGUUCCGACAGGGCGUAAAUCCCAAACCAAUGCAACAAUAGAAAGCUACUUAAAUGACUCAUGACGAUGAAAGCUGAAUAAAUAACCUCAGUAAUAAAACUUUAUGCACAAAAAUCGCACACUUUAGUCCGAGUCUUGCGCGUUUGUCUGGCGAUAUACUCAGGUUGUGUGAUGUCCUCCGUCUUGUGGAACGUCGUGUUGCACUCACCUGAUCCAAGCUUGUGUUUUUUUUCGUACAUUCCGUCAAAUUCCAAGUGUUUGCUGAUCCACCUACACUUGUGAUGGAACCACGCUAAUGUUCUAACGUCUCAGGUCUGAUGACCUGCAGGGACUUGUCAGGACACAAACUAGCACUUAAUCCCGAGUCCAUAUUUGUCGUUCUACAUUCCGAGACCCAUUUGAUUUUUCCGUUUUUCUUUUGUGCUGAUUAUUAUUGUUAUUUAUGUCGCAGGACUUUUAUGUGAAUAUUUGUCUUUAUUGUGAAGUCGAGACGGGAAGCGGCCGGGAAAGUUGGGAAUGUUAGUCUUUGGAGACGGAAAGUGGGAAGAGGAGCGGAUGUUUAGAAGUGGAGGAGAGAGGUUUGGCAAAGUGAGCAGUGAAGGGUUUGGAUGAGAGAUGGAUGUUGGCCAGAGGGCAUUAUGGGAAAUGUGGUUUUAAGCCGUGACCGUCGUAUUCCAAUGAAACAUUCUGUUGUUUUCCAAAUUUGGUGCCAAAUUUGAAUAAAGCUAGUGUUUGAACCGUAGCCGUCGCUUGCUGGCACCACUGUCGCAGCAUUCCUGAAGAACUGGACUUGUUCAUCUCAGGCGCUCGCACGACCGUCACCAGCAUCUCGUAGCAAAGUUCCUCAACAGCUAAAAUCUCCUCGGGGCGACUCAGACGGGUGGUUUUCAGGGUCGCAGCAGAUCAGUGUUGGGAUGUGUGGAGCGCGCGGUGAUGUCAUCGAUGAUGUAGCGCACAGACAAAGUCUCUGCUGUUGGUCGUUUGUGUGACAGUUGAACCCAACUCGUGCCAUGGUGUUAAAGAUGCUGCUGCAGUCACGCUGACAUCAGCCAACGUUUGUUCUCGCUGCCUGAAGGAGACGAGUGUUUUCGAGUCACAGCAUCCAAAAAAAAAAAAAGCACAAGUUUAAAGGAGAUGUUUGUUUAUUUUGCAUUUUAUAUUUAAAGAAUGAGCGUUUGUACUCUGAUCACGCUAAUAUUUAUAUCUAGACUCGGCAACAUGAAGCAGCUCAUUAAAGAUAUAGAACAUGUCCUUCCUGUCUCUGC
This is a messenger RNA of Synchiropus splendidus (mandarinfish), 3218 nucleotides long. RefSeq names its product serine/threonine kinase 17b (apoptosis-inducing) (gene stk17b). The record is from RefSeq and is a predicted model, not a curated record. Gene Ontology annotation, molecular function: protein serine/threonine kinase activity; ATP binding. Gene Ontology annotation, biological process: intracellular signal transduction; protein phosphorylation; positive regulation of apoptotic process. NCBI's taxonomy places the organism in Eukaryota, Metazoa, Chordata, Actinopteri, Syngnathiformes, Callionymidae. The transcript has 7 exons. Gene Ontology annotation, cellular component: nucleus. Bases 317 to 1378 code for a protein of 353 amino acids.